UGCGUGGAACUUAGCUGCGUCGCGAUGGUAGAAUUUCGAGCCGCGGUUUUCGAUUGCAAUUCUAUCUUUUGGUUAAUCGUUUCCGAUCAAAGUCCCAGGCGUGGGUAUUAACGUAGUCGACCAUCGUUGUGGUUAUUAGCGAAGCAGCGAGCAUUUUUGUUGUUGUUUACAAAGUGCAACGUUUCGAUAUACACGCACACAUAGUGCCCAAUUUGUGCAUCUUCUGAAAAUAGUGGGUAAAUCGUGUGAGAAUAACAGAUUCACGGCGUGUGGAAAUAGUGUCACACUGUGUGGAAAAGCGUGAAAGUGCUUCUUGCGUUCGCUUCAGUGAAGUUUCCCUCUGCACCAACCGCAGCACGCAGUAGUGCUGUCGUGUGCCUGGUAGUUGGUGCUAUUGUUGUGGGUCAGAGCGGAAGGGUGUUGCCUUUCCUAUCGCCUAGUUUGUGCGUGGUAUGGUGCUGCUGCAGCAGUAGUCGACUGCAGUGAAGCGCUCGCAGUGCGGGAAAAGUCAUGGUGCAGAAAGAAAGCUCCAGAAACGGGGUCACACUGCACAACGGCUGCCACACUAUCGGUGCACUGCGGAAGCUGUGAAAAGCGGGCCAGCAAGAAAAUAGAGCGCCCGAAAAAGUGCCUACACUACUGUCGUGGGGUUUAGUUGGGCCAUCCCUCUGGAUGCGAGUGGAAAAGUCACUGGUAGAACACAUUGGGUGGGAAAGCUGGACGGAAGCGCUAGUGCGGUGGUCGUAUGAAAACCGUGGCAAACGCGGGUAGCUUGGUGAAGCUGGCUCCCCGAUCGUAGAGUCCCCGGUGCCUGGUCGCAAACGCAUGGAGAAAGUUGCUGUCUUGGCGGGUCACACAAACAACAGCCGAGCCGCGCGGGAAAGGAUGUCGCGCCGUAAAAAUCUUGCCGGCCUGUGUGCAGCCACCGUCGUGUGCAUUCUGCUGCUGUACGCCAGCCAGCGGUACACAUCGAACAGCUACGGCACGGAGUACUUCCGGCCGCGGGAACGUCCGGCCAAUCUGCGAAUGCUCAACUCCCACAAGUACUACGGGUCACGAUCAUACGGUGGAGCUGGUGCAGGAAGAGGAGGAGAAGGGACCUCGUACGAUACGUACCCACCAAUGCCAACCGCACACAAUUCCACCAUCUCCAUGGAGGAUGUGUUAGGCUAUCAGCGGGCACUGAUCGCAGCCGAAUGUACUGACAGUUCCUACGGUGAUCGGAAGCUUCCGGACGGGUUGACGCCCGAAACGGGUGGCAAACCGACGCGCAGCAUCAUCAUCACCACCUGGCGCUCCGGUUCAACGUUCCUGGGGGACAUACUGAAUGCGCUGCCCGGCAAUUACUAUCACUACGAGCCGCUGCUCGACUUCGACAUCGUGCAGAUACGCGGCCCACCCAAUGACAGUGUCGCGCUGCACAAUCUGCGCCAUUUGCUGCACUGCGACUACACCGAGAUGGAGAACUACCUCGAGUUUGGCCGUACGCACAACUAUCUGUUCAGCCACAACACCCGGCUCUGGCAGCAGUGCGUCCGGUUUCCACAGUAUUGCUACGAGCCACGAUUUCUCGGACCGUUCUGUCGGUUGUUUCCCCGCCAGAGCAUGAAGGUGGUACGGUUGCGGGCCGCGCUCGUGACACCGUUGCUCGAGGAUGAAAGCCUUAAUGUACGUGUGGUGCUACUAAUACGAGACCCGCGGGGGUCGAUGCAGUCGCGAAAGCACCGUGUCUGGUGCCCCGGACGGCCGGAUUGUGAUGAUCCCAGUACGGUUUGCAGUGAUAUGCAGCUGGACUACGAGGCGGCAAUCGAGCUGAGCAAACGCUUUCCACGACGGUUUCGCGUUGUGCGGUACGAAGACUUGUCGCUGAAUCCGUACAAGAUGACCAAAGAAAUACUGCAGUUCUACGGGCUUCCAUACCAUCCGGAGGUGAAAAUGUUUCUCGACACGCACACCAAACAGGACGUUGGUGGCGUUAGUUCAACGUAUCGCGAUUCCAAAUCGGCCCCGUUCCACUGGACGAAGGAUCUAACGUUUGACGAGGUAAAAAUCAUCCAGGACAGUUGCGUGUCGGCAAUGCGAAGCUGGGGCUAUCGGAAUGCCACCAGCGACCGGGAACUGUACGACAACUUUAACCCACUGCUCCCGUACAGUGUUUCGUGAGAGCGCUGGUACCGAUCAUCGAACCGAUCUCUUCGAUUCGACUUCGACUGCAGUCGACAGCUUGUUAGCGAGUAAGACAAAGUUGGAAAUGCAUUAUCACGAGGAAUGUAAUGCCAAACAAUGCAUAUAAAAAAAAAAAAACAAUGUAGCAUCUGUGAUUAAAGGAGGCAAAACAAGAAACAGCAGCGCGGUCCAUUCAAGGGUCGUUGUUGUUUCGGUGCAUCGAGAACGACACUUGCCUCCGGUGGAUAGACACCCACAAGUGAAGGGUGGUUUGGUUUCAUUUGUUUGAGCCGUUCAGAAUAUUAUAGUAAGAAGGAAUAAAUAAGGACGAAUUAGGUUGUAUGUGCUAUAUUAUAGUUAUGCGUAACGACCGGCGUAUUACGUUUCCCUUUCUCCUCUUCAUCAACACCUCUCUUUUCAUGUGUAUUCCUUUACCGUUUAAAGACUGCAAUAUGUUAGGGUCCGGGUUUCCUUUUCCAAAUUCGAAUCCAUUGUAGCAAGAAAUAGGGCGAGUUCUCGUUGAACUAUUGAAACACACUUUACCACGUGUGCGGUGGUCUGUAGUGUAGUAUGUUGCACGUUUUGCGCAACUCGCAGCAAUAGAAGCGCUACUCGCAGAAGAACCCGUUAGAAGGUGUAUUUAACGAAACACAAGCAAAUGCGUAUAGAGAGUAAAAUAAUAUUAUCAAUAGGAACACACAACAAAGCACGCAGCCGCGGUUCAGAAACAAAAACAGCCUAGACUAGAGACCGGGAAUGAGAGAUGAUGAUGCGCGAAAGCCGGCCGUUUGUUGAGCUGAUGCAGCUCAUUCACUUAGAGUGCCUUUUUUGCUGUUUCACUACUAAAAUUAACAAACUGUUAGUACAUUAACACGGGAUCCAUCUCUAGGGAAGAUGAGAUGUUACAUCAAAAUCAUUCACACACAAUCAAUCUUUUCAAUCACCGAAAUAGAAGUGUAGGUAUAUUAUUAGCUAGAAGCGAAUCAGUGUCCUUCCGGUGACACGUUCGCGAUACUUUCUAUAUCUUUCUAUAUAUCAUCCACCAAACUCCGAGAUACACACCCGGGCGGGAGUCGACACGGUGUUUUGCAGAUACUUAAUAGAAUUUCAAUGCUGAUGUGUAAUUAAUAGUAAUCGCGUUACAAAACACACACACAAACGAUCGUUGUUUCGUUCCUAAUGCGAGACAGUAUAGACGCAUGUACAGCAUAUUGGUGGGGGUUUGUUUGUGGGCUGUGGUGGAUUCCACAGAUAGCCACAGACAGGCGGGCUCCGGGAGAUAAAAUUCAAUCAGCUAAGAAAAGUCUCUCUAAAAUUCAUGCGCAGUUUAAGCAGCUGCAAUGUAGCAGUUAAAGCGUAGUAACAGUUUGGUUUUAGUCGUUUAUACUCACAGCUAAAACGAACAAUAGCAACAGAAAAAUGCUCCAUUAUCUUUUUCAUUUAGCUCUUUUGUUUGUUUAGUUAUUUAUUAUUAUUAACCAAUUGUAAGGGAAAUAUCAGGAAAAAAAACAAGAAAUACUCCCCGCAUUUCAGACCAUAUCCCGUACAUGCACAAGUGUGUGUGUUUUAAGGAAAAUUCUUACCGAAAGUUGAACACGGCUAUGAUAUGUGUAGAACUAAUAACUUUUUAUGUUAAAAAUCGAAUUUAACGGUAAUAUGCAUUCAACCGGAUAAAACAAAAAACUGAUGUUCAUUGAGUUUGAAAAAAAAAAACGGAUUUUAGUGCGAAAAUAUCCAAUGCCGCGCGUGCAUAAAAAUAGUUCCUUUAACAAUGUGUUGUUUUUUUUGUCAAAUCGAUCCCAUUUCAUUUUUUUUUAAAUAUUACAUUGUAUCGGUAAAAAAACGCACGACGUUUUAAAAUGGAAUUGAUAUAGAAAUAGACAAAUCGGUAAUAUUACGAAUACAGCAAAAAGGCGGAUUCUGCUCAAAAUAUGAUUGAUGAGAUAGAGAAAGAAAAAAAAAAACAAA
Molecule: messenger RNA, 4134 nt
Organism: Anopheles moucheti
Lineage: Eukaryota; Metazoa; Arthropoda; Insecta; Diptera; Culicidae
Product: carbohydrate sulfotransferase 1
Exons: 5
Coding region: 826-2163 (445 amino acids)
Biological process (GO): sulfur compound metabolic process; N-acetylglucosamine metabolic process
Molecular function (GO): N-acetylglucosamine 6-O-sulfotransferase activity
Source: RefSeq, a predicted model, not a curated record